AUGUGCAAACAUACGGAAAUUUGCAUCGACAUUGAUAAAGUCUGUAAUGGCCGAUGGGACUGCUAUGACGGCAGCGAUGAAGAUAUGCGGGGAAUAUGUGCAGGCAAUUUCUCAUGUUCCAACAAGGAAUUCAGAUGCGAUUCGAUGAUGUGUAUACCUGAGCAUUUGGUAUGCGAUGGACGACCUGACUGUGAAGAUCGUAGCGACGAGAAGUGGACGGUGUGCAAAGACCGUGUGCAGAAUUGCGUUAAGGGCACCUUUGCGUGUGCUCCUACGAAGCAGUGUCUACCGGACAGCUGGAAAUGUGACGGACGAGUUGAUUGUCCGGAUCGAUCGGACGAAAGAAAUUGCGAGCCUCGUGACUGCGAUGCCGACCACUUCCAGUGUUUGACCGGUCAGUGCAUUCCUUUACAAUGGGCGUGCGACGGACGCGCAAACUGCCGAGACGGUUCGGACGAGUUACACUGCUACGAGGUAGGUGGCACGGACGAGUUUCUGGUCCAUUUUCUCGUUUUAAACAUUGCUUCAGGCUCGACGCGAUACUGCAGAAAACUCAACGAAUACCUCUGCCGUCGUGAACAACGAUGUAUCCGACGAAGCGCCGUCUGUGACGGCAUCGAAGAUUGCGUUGAUGGGCAGGAUGAAAGGAAAUGUCAUGGAAAGAAGUGUGCGCUUGGUUUGUUCAGUUGCCGUAAUGGUCAGCAAUGUAUCGCCGGACAUUUGGAAUGUGACGGUGUGGCUGACUGUGAUGACGCGAGCGAUGAGCAUGAGCAUUGUUCAUUCAAUGCAAAAGUUGUUGAAGCCCGGUGUCAAGCUCCCGACAUCACAUGCCGCACAUUUACGGGAAUCGUCUGUCUUCCAGCGGCAAAGAUAUGUGACGGGAAUCCGGACUGCUAUGAUGCCAAAGACGAGGAGUUCUGCGGUUUGAUGAACAACAAAGGUAUAGUUAUUCUGGUGCUUAACUACUGA
Molecule: messenger RNA, 969 nt
Organism: Cooperia oncophora
Lineage: Eukaryota; Metazoa; Nematoda; Chromadorea; Rhabditida; Trichostrongylidae
Source: the annotation of a GenBank genome assembly